Trematomus bernacchii (emerald rockcod) is the source of this 1228-nucleotide messenger RNA. It is a transcript of the gene naa10, whose product is annotated as N-alpha-acetyltransferase 10, NatA catalytic subuni. The record is from RefSeq and is a predicted model, not a curated record. Gene Ontology annotation, biological process: N-terminal peptidyl-glutamic acid acetylation. The coding region runs from base 177 to 668 and encodes 163 amino acids. NCBI's taxonomy places the organism in Eukaryota, Metazoa, Chordata, Actinopteri, Perciformes, Nototheniidae. The transcript has 8 exons. Gene Ontology annotation, molecular function: protein-N-terminal-glutamate acetyltransferase activity; protein N-terminal-serine acetyltransferase activity. Gene Ontology annotation, cellular component: NatA complex.
GACUUUCGUUAUUGUGGCACGCUCCUUCCUCCCUUUCCUUGCAUGCUAGCUCGUCGAUUUAGCUAGUUAGCGAGACAAGCCCUUUACAACUUUGGAGUAUUAUUAUUAUGAAUUAAUUGAUCCGUGUAGUAUAUUUUAUUUCUGUCUCCAGUCCAGAUUACAAGCCAACUAACAAGAUGAACAUACGAAACGCAAGGCCGGAGGACCUUAUGAAUAUGCAGCACUGCAACUUGCUGUGUCUCCCAGAAAACUACCAGAUGAAAUAUUAUUUCUAUCAUGGAUUGUCCUGGCCGCAGCUCUCAUACAUCGCAGAGGAUGAAAAUGGCAAAAUUGUGGGAUAUGUGCUGGCAAAGAUGGAGGAGGACCCUGAUGAUGUCCCCCAUGGACACAUUACAUCUCUGGCUGUGAAGCGUUCCCACAGACGUCUAGGCCUGGCCCAGAAGCUGAUGGACCAGGCCAGUCGGGCCAUGAUAGAAAACUUCAAUGCUAAAUAUGUCUCUCUUCAUGUCCGCAAGAGCAACCGGGCAGCCCUGCAUCUGUACUCAAACACACUGAAAUUCCAGAUCAGUGAGAUUGAGCCUAAAUACUACGCAGAUGGGGAAGAUGCCUACGCCAUGAAGAGAGACCUGGCCCACAUGGCUGAUGAGGUCUACAUGUCCCACAGCUGAGAAAGCCUGGAGCGCGUGUUUCGGGCCCAGAGGCCCCAUCAGGCCAGGGCCCGGUCGGUACCGGUGACCAGGAGAAGGAGAACGAGAAAGACAGCGGAGGAGAGAGCAAAGAGCUGAGUGAAGUCAGCGAGGCGACGGAAAGCACAGACGUUAAAGAUUCUUCUUCUGAUUCACAAUGACGCUGCAGUCCUAGACAUUUUUAAAUUCAUGCCUCACUUCCUCUUUUUAUCUCUAUUUGACAAUAUCUCUGGCUUAACAAACUGCGUGACUAUCCCUGGGUCAAAGCCUUAACCAUCACGUUUUUUUUCUCAAAUCUUGCUUUCCACUGCAGUGAUGAACAGGAAGACUUGGAUAAUGAUGUGAAUUGGGGUGUUCUCUAAAUGAAACUAAAAUGAAAAACUGGUGUCGAUGUUUUAAUUGGAUUGCUGUUGGCAUUACAAAAGUUGCCCAAAAUUCUCUGAGAGUUAGAGAAUUUCCAAUGACUUGUGCUUUUCAAGUUUUCUCAAUCUGGUCUCUUAAAUAUUUAAAGGAAAUACUGCCAAUAAAUCUUUCAAAUAAUA